This is a messenger RNA of Pelmatolapia mariae (spotted tilapia), 2056 nucleotides long. RefSeq names its product zinc finger protein 665-like. Gene Ontology annotation, biological process: regulation of transcription by RNA polymerase II. The record is from RefSeq and is a predicted model, not a curated record. NCBI's taxonomy places the organism in Eukaryota, Metazoa, Chordata, Actinopteri, Cichliformes, Cichlidae. The transcript has 3 exons. Gene Ontology annotation, molecular function: DNA-binding transcription repressor activity, RNA polymerase II-specific; RNA polymerase II cis-regulatory region sequence-specific DNA binding. Gene Ontology annotation, cellular component: nucleoplasm. The annotation marks the transcript as partial.
AAAGUGAAGAGACGGGAAUAUGUCCAUGCCGAGUCAGACAUCUUCCGCUGUAGAAUACGACUAUGCAGCAAACUGGACCAACAUGGAGCGAGAAGUCAGCGCUCUCAGGAGGCCGACAAACCUCACAGAAGAAAGAGAGAGAAAACAUACACCUGUGACGAGUGUGGGAAGGAGUUUACUGUGAGGUCCAAACUAAAACAUCAUCAGGUCAUCCACACUGGAGAGAGACCGUUCAGCUGUGACUUGUGUGGAAAGUUUUUUUCCUGGAAGCGUUCCCUAAAAUCACACCAACUCAUCCACAGUGAAGUUAAAGCGUACAGCUGUUAUCAGUGUGGCAGAGCUUUUACUCACAGUAGCCACUUACAGAGUCAUCUAGUUACCCACUCUGGAAUUAAGGCAUACAGCUGUGACAAGUGUGGGAAGGAUUUUAUUGGGAAGGAUGAACUAAAAGAGCAUCAGGUCAUCCACACUGGAGAGAGACCACUCAGCUGUGACUUGUGUGGAAAGUCUUUUUCCAGGAAGGAUUCCCUAAAACAACACCAACUCAUCCACAGUGAAGUUAAAGCGUACAGCUGUGAUCAGUGUGGCAGAGCUUUUACUCACAGUAGCCACUUACAGAGGCAUCUAGUUACCCACUCUGGAAUUAAGGCAUACAGCUGUGACAUCUGUGGAAAAACUUUCAGCCGGAUAGACAGCCAAAAUAGACACCUACGCAUUCACUCCAGACACGAUGUGUACUGCUGUGAACAGUGUGGCAAAGAGUUUACAACAGACACACAGUUAAAACAACACAUGUUUACCCACACUGAGGGACGACCUUAUAAAUGUGACCUGUGUGAGAAGACUUUUAAAUCUCCACGUCACCUGAGACGACACCAACAGAUCCACACCAGAAAGAGACUCUACAAGUGCAGUUACUGUGAGAAGCAGAGCGACACAGAUGGAUCCAGUUCUCAACCCUGUCAUCGCUGUGGUGGUGGGAAAGACUUUCGUUGUGACCUCUGUGGAAAAACGUUCAGUCAGCAAAAGAACCUAAAAAUACAUCAACGUAGACACACUGGAGACAAACUGAAAUACUGCAAAGAAUGUGGGAGAAGCUUCACCACAUCAAGUAGAUUAAAACGCCAUGAACUGAUUCACAGUGGGGUUAAAAAGCACCUCUGUGAUCAGUGUGGGUCAUCCUUCACCACUGCAAGGGAGCUUAAAACACACAAACGAGUCCACACAGGAGAGAAACCAUACAAGUGCAGACACUGUGACAAAAGCUUCUCACAAUCAAAUAGUCGUAACAAUCAUGAACGUGCACACAUGGAAGGAAACUACAGCUGUGACCAGUGUGACAAGAGCUUCGGGAAUCUCAGUUCAUUCUCCAAACACAAACGAUCCCACGUUACUAAUAAACUCUUUCACUGUUACCAAUGUGCCGAAACAUUCACCGCAUUGUCUGCUCUGUGCAAACAUCAGCGUGAUCACUCAAAAUUGUGUUGAACUGAACUGGUUGCUGGGCUGAACUUCUACAUAAUACAGAUUUACGUGGGUUCUUAUUUUCUGUCAUUUUACUGAGUCAGUUUUGUCCUUUUUUCUCUCUCCUGGGGUCCGUUCUUCAUACCUCGGUUACUACAUCCAAGAUCAAAUCAUCGCGCCAACUUUGAGCUCGCUAAUCCGGACAUGAAGCGGACAUACCUGAGUGGCCGCGAUCUAAUCCUGUUUACAUAAAGUAAGCCUGCUCCCAAGCAGGUUUACGCUUACGGAUCUGUUGCUAUGACAGCAAGUCCCGGAUGAGCUUCGGAGAACCGAACGAUCCAAGAUCACGCAAAAUCGUCAACAAUCAAAUCCAGCUAACUUACUUAGCGAGGUACGAAGAACGGACCCCUGGUUUUGCUCGUCUGUAAAUAAUUGAAACUCAGUCAAAUAGUUCAUUGUUCUCCAGCAAAACGUUUUGGAAACUCAUGUUUAACCUUUAAAACUCUGACAUGUUUUAGCACACAAGGCUUCAUCGGGGAGUUCACUCAUGAUUGGACCAUGAGAAUAAAGGUUUUUAGUUCUUUCAAAGAGA